This is a messenger RNA of Pseudozyma hubeiensis SY62, 1344 nucleotides long. RefSeq names its product glucokinase regulator. Bases 1 to 1344 code for a protein of 447 amino acids. NCBI's taxonomy places the organism in Eukaryota, Fungi, Basidiomycota, Ustilaginomycetes, Ustilaginales, Ustilaginaceae. The record is from RefSeq and is a predicted model, not a curated record. The transcript has a single exon.
AUGGCGGCAGCAUCAACAUCUUCAUCAGCAUCGGCGCGCUCUGGUGACGUUGUGAUUUGCGUAGAUGCAGGCGGAACAAAGACGCUCGCUGUCGCAGCUGGCGUCGACUCCAAACAAACCUUUGUGGGCCAAGCAGGUUGCGGCAACUGUGCCACACUGGGUCUUGAAGCAGCAAGCCAGGUCAUCCUACGCGCUGUUCGAGACGCGCUCAUAUCCGCUGGCUUUGGCACAUUUUUCGACCUCCUCGAGGCCGGCGAGGCGGAAGGCAUCACGACACCGCCUCUUUCCGUGUCCGACAAUGACUCAUCCUCUGCAGACGACGAACACGACCCUCUUUCUCGUCCAACUGCAUCUUCAUCAUCAACAACGACGGCAAAUACGUCUGAGGUCCUUCGUCCAAGGGUGAGAGCCAUCUGGAUUGGAUCAGCGGGUCUGUCCUCAUCGGCAGUCAUUGGCAACUACCGACAGCAACUCUCACAGCUCUUGCAAGAGUAUCACCUCAUUGAUGACUCAACUCCCAUCUGGAUCACCAACGAUGCUGUCCUCCUUUCUGCGCCAAUGUUGCGGGAUGCCAGCAGCCAGUCGUGCGUUUGCUUGAUCGCCGGUACCGGCAGUGCCGGAUUUGCGUUCCAGCGCACUACUCCAUCCGUCAUUUCCUCAUCGUGUUCCUCGUCGGCUUCAGCAGCAGCACCGUCGAUGGUCGAGACUAGCGAGAAUGAAGACCUUCCCGGCUUGAUCACCGUCAGCAAGACGGGCGGAUGGGGCUAUCUGCUUGGCGACCGCGGAAGCGGAUGGUCAAUAGGUCUCUCCACCAUCCAGCUCAUGCUCACACGAGAAGAGGAGAGGCAAUUUGUACCGCUACCGCUCACCGACUUUGAGCGAGCCGUGAUGCGCGCACUCGACGUCGACACACCUAUCGAGCUCAUCUCAGCCGCUUACCGCGAUCGAGUCUGCGCGUCCGGCGGCAACUUUUUCCACGCAGAGGACGCACGCAAGCGUUGGCUGGCCGAAACAACCCGUGUCGUGUUCGAGUAUGCAUUUGAAGACGCGGGCCGUUCGGGCAAGGAUCUGGCGGUGCAGUUGCUUCACCAGGCGGUGGGAGAAUGCAUCGACUCGAUUUCCAAGCUUUGCUGUCCGAAGGAUAGGAUCCGCCCAGAGAGGAGCACGUUGGUGCUGGGCGGCGGGUUGUGGUCCAACAGCAGGUUUUUGGAUCUUUUGGUGGAAAUGUGGAAAGAUCAGGGGAGAGAUGGGUUCAAGAACAUCCACGUUGUCAAAAGUCCGGCGCAUGAAGCGGCUGAGUACUUGGCGGCGAAGUUUUUGGGUGAGAAAUUGGGAGGGAAGUGA